Molecule: messenger RNA, 2938 nt
Organism: Aspergillus wentii DTO 134E9
Lineage: Eukaryota; Fungi; Ascomycota; Eurotiomycetes; Eurotiales; Aspergillaceae
Product: protein kinase domain-containing protein
Exons: 2
Coding region: 320-2479 (719 amino acids)
Biological process (GO): protein phosphorylation; mitotic DNA damage checkpoint signaling
Cellular component (GO): nucleus
Molecular function (GO): ATP binding; protein serine/threonine kinase activity
Source: RefSeq, a predicted model, not a curated record
CCUCUUCUCUUCUGUCCUCUUCUCUCGAGCUAGUUCUAGGCCUCAUUGCCACUAUUGAUUAGCCUCUCCCAAUAAUGCUCAAGGCUCCCUUGCUGCUCUUGAUAAGCCUCCUCCUCCACCAGUAGGCGGUCCUUCCGAUCCCCGAAGACCGUCCUCUCGUGCCCAUAGAUACCACCAGGAACUAUUGGAGAUCCCCGCUUGACGUCAAGUUGAUCUCCGGCCCACCUUCGGUCUGUUGAGGUUACAUAUAUUAAUUGCCCCCUCCACUCGGGCCAUCCUCGCUCUCCUCGUCUCGAUCGAGGUUCGCCAUGAGCGCGCAAUGUCCAGCAUAACGUCACUUUGGUGGCCAGAAGACAGAGUCAAGGCCACGAUCUGUCCCGAGUAUGUCGUCAGUCAGCUUCAACCUGCCAGUUUACCUCGUCUUGUCUCCCCGCUUCCUUGGGGUGAGGGCUUGACCAGCGAGACCUAUCUCGAUUGGAUUAUCGCCAAAGCCGGUCGACUCUUUCUCAUUCUUGUCGAUAUCGGUAUUCCGGAACGUAUCUUCGCCUUGGUCGAUGAGUCAUUUGAUGAUGUCGACCUUCCUAUUGCCUCCCAUAGUAUCGAUCGGCUGAAUCUCUCGCCUGACGGAGAGAAUGUCGCUCUUGACAUCAAGUUUUUCCAUGCUCAAUGGCGGUUUCUCGUGCGUGGAAUUGGAGAGGGUGAGCAUGUCAAAUACACGGAGAAUGAAGGUGUCCCUGUGGAGUUACAGCGCAGCGAAACGUCUCUAGCUAAGGAGGGAGUGGAAAAGGUCAUCCUGGCCGGUGCAGUCUGUAAAUUGUACCUACGUACACGAGUGACCAUUGGCGGUGCACCGCAUUUCUUUGAAGAAGAUGAGGUGCUGGAGGAGGUUCGCUCUUUGAGAAGACUUUCCCACGAGCAUGUUUUUUCCAUCUACGGUUCCUAUUUUGUCGACAACACCAUCUGCAUUCUCUUCUCGGGCAUGUACGAGCGUACCCUCAUGUCUUUCCUCUCCGAUGUACCGCAACAUUUCAAACGCCUACCUAAACCUGAACGUCGACAAAUAUUGAUCAACUGGCCGCACUGUUUGGCAAGUGGCUUGUCAUGGCUGCAUGCGCAUGGCCAGGCCCAUGGUGCUAUUCGCCCAUCCAACAUCUUCGUCGACUCGGAAUACAGGAUCUUCCUGGGUCAGUACGAGGCUCUUGAUACACUGCUACCUCCCGUCAAGGUAGACGACGUCCAGGCAUACCAGUACGGUGCUCCCGAACGCUGGGUUCGCUCUGCUGCCGUCCAAGAUACUGGCUCUAACCGAUCCCUACUUCCAUCGGGAGGACGCACUGGUCGCAAACAGCCAUCGCGCCCAGGAAAACUGAACCUGGUCGGUCUGAAAUACUUUCAAAAAUCAGAUUCUUCUGCAGAUGGCGCGGCAUCCGACUCGGUCGCCUCUCAUGGUACUGCCAUUCGAAUCGGAUUUCCCGACUCUCCUUCUCGGUUUUCUUUUGCGCUCUCCUCGUCAUCCUCGGGAUCUAGCGAUGGAAGCGCUCGCAAGCGUGGUGUGUCCUCUCUGAGGAGACCUAUCUUCUACACCCCAUCUAUUUCAUCAUCGAAUUCAUCGGGUUCGUCUUCGUCUCGCCCUGUUUCUACUGUUUACAACCCGGUUGGACUACCGAGCGCAAAUCAACAUGCAGCAGUCGUUCACACCUGGCAGUCGCAUCAGACUAACCCUGAAAUGUCAGACAUGUUCUCUCUCGGUGCAGUCAUGCUGGACAUUUUCACACAUCUGUGCAAGCGCAAGCUGUCCACAUUUGUCCACCAUCGCGGGGCCAAGAACCGAACAGCCGGUCGUGGAGGCGGGGUGGCCGAUUCCUCUUUCCAUCUGGACCGGAAUAUGGGCCAAGUGAGUUCGUGGAUCACGCUUCUGGAUCAUGAUGCAAAGAAGCGCAAGGAUUCUACGUUUAACGCGGUCAGGUCGAUGUUGGCCAUGGUACGAACCAUGCUGGACAAAGACCCUGUGAGCCGUCCGUCAGCGGUACAAGUCGAGCAAUACUUUUCCCACACCAUCCAGAAACUAGAGGGUAUAGUCAACCUGCAUUGCAAAUCGAAAAUACCCAUCCGAGCAAAAUCAAGAAGCCCGCUGCGCGAGACUCGCAAUAGAGAAACCGGAGACGAUCACAGGCCUAAGCCCAGGUUGUCCAACCUCACGAUCCCGACAUCCUCAACUAGCAGUCCAUUUACGACACCACUCCCUUCUCCUUCGAUAAUUGAACCAGGGGGAAUAUUGCAUCUACCUGGUAUUCAACCAUCUCCGGCCGCGUCAGUUUCCAAUUUCGAUUUGCCGGCUUGGUCUGAUAGUGAUGACGAGGACGACGAGGAAUACAGAAAGGCGCAUGAGAAUGCCCCUUGGCAUGAUCCAGGCCAUUUACUGAGCCCGAUGACUUCAAAUGAUUCAGCACUGGGAUAUGGCGUUGCUGUUUCUCCUUAACUGGAUACGCCACCGUCAGUCAAGAUCCUGAUUUGGACUGACUACAGUCAAAUUACUCAUUGACCUACUUCACAUCACGACACUAUACCCUACCUACUCAGUACAUUUCGACCAAUUACUUUUCCUUGUUACAUUACUCUACAUCAUAUCCAUUAUCAGAUCAGCAUCGGUGGUCACCUGUUUCUUUGUCACACUAUACACUCACUCUUUUCUUUUCUUUCUUUCUUUACAUGUAUUCUGCCUUUCUUUAUACUUUUCUUCUUACUUUGUCCAUUUACCUUUUAGCUCACGAUGAAAGAUAUGUUUUAUGUAUGUCAUGGGUUGGUUUAGCGGGCAUAUUUGGGUAUCUACACAUACUUAUUAAUUUAUUCAACUUUCUUCUACAAUUGUGCCUUAUUUGCUUAAAAUAACAGGUAUUUGAAAUAGAGUAUAUCUUGAAAUAAACCAAGUGAAUGAAGC